Molecule: messenger RNA, 1746 nt
Organism: Tachyglossus aculeatus (Australian echidna)
Lineage: Eukaryota; Metazoa; Chordata; Mammalia; Monotremata; Tachyglossidae
Gene: SNTG2
Product: syntrophin gamma 2
Exons: 19
Coding region: 1-1746 (581 amino acids)
Cellular component (GO): intracellular anatomical structure; dystrophin-associated glycoprotein complex
Molecular function (GO): structural molecule activity; protein binding
Source: RefSeq, a predicted model, not a curated record
AUGACCAUCGAAGUCAAUGAAAAGCAAACGUUACUGGCCGUCGAAACAUUUAACGUUAAGUCUGAAGUAAUGAAAGUUGCUAAUUUAUAUAGGGCUCAUUUAACUAAUAAAGCAGAAGAGUCGUUGAAAGAAAUGGAUGAAGAUGCUGUUAACCCAACAGACGAACAAAGCAAAACAAAAAAGAAAACCAAGAAUAUUAAAACUGGUAUCGCUUUAUUAUAUGAUGAGGAGUCUGAAAAUGCAUAUGACAUCCGAUUGAAGCUUACAAAGGAAGUAUUAACUAUUCAAAAACAAGAUGUCGUCUGUGUUACUGGCGGCAAGCAUAGUGCAAAUCACAGAACUGUUGCACUUCGCAGACAACCAGUUGGUGGCUUGGGACUGAGUAUAAAGGGAGGAGCCGAGCACAAAGUUCCUGUCGUCAUAUCCAAAAUAUUCAAAGCUCAAGCAGCUGAUCAAACAGGAAUGUUAUUUAUAGGAGAUGCAGUAACACAGGUUAAUGGCAUCAAUGUAGAAAAUGCUACCCACGAAGAAGUGGUGCAUCUAUUGCGAAACGCUGGCGAUGAGGUUACCAUCACAGUUCAGUAUCUCAGGGAAGCUCCGUCGUUUCUGAAGCUCCCAUUAGAUUCUCCAGGACCCUCCAGUGAUCAGAGCAGUAGAACUUCCUCUCCUCUCUUUGACAGUGGUUUGCAUUUAAAUGGAAACUCUACUAACACUGCUCCAUCAUCUCCUUCCUCGCCCAUUGCUAAUGAGCCAAAAUAUGAAAAGCAUUGGCUCGAUGCUCUCUCCAUCCCUCUGUCCAUGGCUCGAAUCUCAAGGUAUAAGGCCGGAACAGAUAAAUUGAGAUCCAACGCGUUUGAAGUCCUGGCCCUGGACGGCAUUAGUACUGGGAUUCUCCAGUUUUAUACGACCCAGGAGAGUGCUGACUGGUUGAAGGCAGUAUCAACUAACAUCACCGAUCUGAUGCUUCAAAACAUGAAAAUGGCAAACAAAUGCUGUGCUCCUUAUGAACAGGUUAUCCACAUGGGAUGGGUGAAUGAGAGAUUCCAGGGAACCGACUUAUCUCAGCUCUAUAAAUACAAGUUUCUGGCGCUGAAGGGUUCAUCCUUCUACAUUUUCAGUACCCCACCGGUGAGCACAUUAGACUGGGUGCGUGCUGAAAAAAUCUAUAACCUCUGUGAGGUGCUAUUUAAAGUUCACAAGCUCUGGCUUGCUGAUGACUGCUGGUUUCAAGCAAACUUAUAUCUAGGUCUUCAUCAGGAAUAUGAUUUUGAAGACCAAAGGCCAUAUUGCUUCAGUGUUAUGGUUGGCCAUGGGAAGAGCCAUUUUUUCAAUGUCGAGCUAGGGAGUGAGCUGGCAGUGUGGGAAAAAUCAUUCCAAAGAGCCAUUUUCAUGGAAGUACAAAGAACAGGGUCUAAAACAUACAUGUGCAGCUGGCAAGGAGACACGCUUUGCUUCACAGUGGAUUUUGCCUUAGGAUUCACGUGCUUUGACAGCAAAACAAAGAAUGUUCUCUGGAGGUUUAAAUUCUCCCAGCUUAAGGGAUCUUCAGACGAUGGUAAAACACGAGUAAAACUGCUAUUUCAGAAUCUUGACACCAAACAAAUUGAAAUGAAGGAACUUGAAUUUCAGGAUCUGACCAGUGUGCUACACUGCAUACACUCCUUUAUAGCAGCAAAAGUGGCAACAGUUGAUCCGCUCUUUGUAGACAGCCAGAGUAUUGCAAGAAAAUACAUGUGUAGCCAUUAA